Galeopterus variegatus (Sunda flying lemur) is the source of this 2529-nucleotide messenger RNA. It is a transcript of the gene TMX1, whose product is annotated as thioredoxin-related transmembrane protein 1. The coding region runs from base 135 to 968 and encodes 277 amino acids. The record is from RefSeq and is a predicted model, not a curated record. Lineage: Eukaryota; Metazoa; Chordata; Mammalia; Dermoptera; Cynocephalidae. The transcript is spliced from 8 exons.
UGAGAGUCCUCUCGGUACGCGCGCUCCGCUGCGCCGUUGUACGCAUGAGCCGAGCGACCCGCGAAGGCGGAAGUGGGAGCUGCUGAGGGGAGGUGGGGCUGCCGUGCGUGCCGUGGGUUGGAGGAGCGGCCGAUAUGGUUCCCUCCCGGAAUCUUGUGGGUCCCCUGGCAGUCCUGGUGCUGUUGCUUUGGGGGGCUUCCUGCACCCACGGGCGGCGGAGCGACGUGCGCGUCAUCACGGAUGAGAACUGGAGAGAGUUGCUGGAAGGAGAGUGGAUGAUAGAAUUUUACGCUCCGUGGUGUCCUGCUUGUCAAAAUCUUCAACCAGAAUGGGAAAGUUUUGCUGAAUGGGGAGAAGAUCUAGAGGUUAAAGUUGCAAAAGUAGAUGUCACAGAGCAGCCAGGACUGAGUGGACGGUUUAUCAUAACUGCUCUUCCUACUAUUUAUCAUUGUAAAGAUGGUGAAUUUAGGCGCUAUCAGGGUCCAAGGACUAAGAAGGACUUCAUAAACUUUGUGAGUGAAAAAGAGUGGAAGAGUAUUGAACCUGUUUCAUCAUGGUUUGGUCCAGGUUCUAUUCUGAUGAGUAGUAUGUCAGCACUCUUUCAGCUAUCUAUGUGGAUCAGGACCUACCAUAGCUAUUUUACUGAAGACCUUGGAUUACCGGUUUGGGGAUCAUAUACAGUUUUUGCUUUAGCAACUCUACUUUCAGGACUGUUCUUAGGACUUUGUAUGAUAUUUGUGGCAGAUUGCCUUUGCCCUUCAAAAAGGCGCAGACCACAGCCAUGUCCUUCAAAAAAAUUAAUACCAGAAUCUUCUCAACCUUUGAAAAGAGUGGAGGAGGAACAAGAGGCCAAUGAAGAUGUUUUAGAAGAGGAAGCCAAAAGUAAAGACGGAACAAACAAAGACUUUCCACAGAACGCCGUACGACAACGCUCUGUGGGUCCAUCAUUAGCUGCGGAUAAAUCCUAGUUAAUUUUCAUAGAUACCUGAAUGUUACAAUUUUGGCCAAAACAGAAGAUUGGCCAUCUCUUUUGGUUUGAGGUAAACCGUGACUUGCUUGUAUAUUGCAGGAUUCAGUCUAGAUUAUUGUUAUAUUGAACAGUCUGUGUUCAGAAAAAUAACAGCAACAGGGUAUAAAAGUUUGAAAAAUGAUUUUAAGAACAGCGUGGUGGUUUGAAAAAUUUUUUAAUGUUUGAAAAAUGUGGUGCCAAGCAAUAAGAUUUGUGUAUGUUUGUUUAAUAAUAACCUGUUUCAAGUCUGAGUUGAAAAAUUACAUUUCUGAAGUAUUACAUCAUUGGGGUAUUUAAGAUAAGAUAACUUUAGAGAAAAAGAUUUCUCAUUUAAUAUAAUUUUUCUCAGUUUCACUGUGUGAAAAAAAGAACGUAUUUCCCAUAAAUGGGAACUUUGCCCAUUGUCUCAAGAAAUGUGUAUUUCAAUGACAGCUCUGUGGUCUUUUUAGAGAUGUAGUCCAAAAUUUCCUCAUAUUUUUAGAUUAUGCAACUAACAAAAACUACCUUACUUUAAUUACAGUUUUCUACGUAUGAUAAUACAGGAUAUGCUACUGAUAUAGGAAGUUUUUAUAAGUCCAUGGUCUCUUGAUUCCUAUAAAGGCUGAUUGUCUUUUUUGUUCUCUCUGUACAGUGUAUGGUUUGUAUUUUUCUUAUUUGUCAUGGGUAACAUUUUUCAUGUUCAAAUUCAGUGAUAAUUUUCUGGAAAUGUUCUUCAUGUUUUGGUAAACAGUAUUUUUUUGUUGUUGUUUCAAACUGGAGUUUACUGAGAGAACAAUCAAAUUGAGCUAUUUAUCGAUAAUUUAAAAUUUUGACCACUUGUUUCAGAUUUUACAUCAUUCUUGUUGAACCUCUACUUGAACUUUUCUUUUUUCUUUUUUUGGUUGUGAAAGCGAACCUGAUUUUUAUUUGAUAUGGAAAAGCCUUGGUAUUUUAAAUUUUAAGAUUCACAGAGCUUAAUUUGAUAUAAAAUAAAGUUUGCAUUCUACUCAGGAAAAAGCAUCUUCUAGUAUAUGUUUUAAAUGUAUCUAUCCUUAUAUGCAGAAAAUUCUUAAUUGAUUUUACAGUCUGUAUGUUUGAUGUUUUAUAAACAAACUUUGUAUUCUACUGUUCUUUCUUGGUUCCUGACAUUGUGUGGUAUUUCAUAGGUGGAAAUCAUCAGGAUGGAACAUUUAAUGUAUUUUUACUCCUUAAAGAGUUAGAACAUAUAGUUUCAUGUUAUAGCAAGAGGAGGGGUGCAGUGAAAGACUGUAUUAGCCACCAGCAGGGGAAAAACCAUACAUACUAAGAAUGAAUGACUUGACUGUUAUGUAAUAGACAAUUUCUGUAAUGUCCCCUUUUUUUUAGGUUUUGUUGCUGCGUGACUCCAUUAGACUUACAGUAUCAUAAUGUACCACAGUUUUCUUUAAGGGUCUCUCCUUUAGAAUAUUAAAUAUUCUCUACCAUUGAAGAGUUUGGUUGUGUAAUUUGUGAUGCCUUAGAAAAAUAUUCUAAGCACAAAAUAAACUUUUCUAAGCACUUCA